Molecule: messenger RNA, 315 nt
Organism: Rangifer tarandus platyrhynchus (Svalbard reindeer)
Lineage: Eukaryota; Metazoa; Chordata; Mammalia; Artiodactyla; Cervidae
Source: the annotation of a GenBank genome assembly
AUGAAAGGGGACUACCACAGGUAUCUGGCUGAAUUUGCCACAAGAAAUGACAGGAAGGAGGCUGUGGAGAACAGCUUGAUGGCUUAUAAAGCUGCUAGUGCUGUUGCAAUGACAGAACUUGCAUCGACACAUCCCAAUCACUUAGGUCUUGCUCUCAGUUUUUCCAUAUUCUACUAUGAAAUUCUUAAUUCCUCUGAGCAUACCUGCAGGUUGACAAAAGCAGCUUUUGAUGAUGCAGUUGCAGAACUGGCCACACUGAGUGAGGAAAGCUAUCAGGACGCUACAUCUAUCACACAGUUGUCAGUGAUAAUCUGA